Molecule: messenger RNA, 1892 nt
Organism: Juglans microcarpa x Juglans regia
Lineage: Eukaryota; Viridiplantae; Streptophyta; Magnoliopsida; Fagales; Juglandaceae
Exons: 2
Coding region: 567-1679 (370 amino acids)
Source: RefSeq, a predicted model, not a curated record
GCAAUAUUAUGUAACGCCAGCAGUACUUGUUACCCAAAGUUUUCUGAUCUUAUAAAUGGGCUUCUUGGUUUUGGAGAAUUGUAGAGAUGGUCAUGUGGAUUUGUUUGUCUGAGUUGAGUUAUGUUGAGGAGAAGAGAAGAGAUCAUCAGCUCGUGCUUCUCUCUUGCAAUUUUGGUGGGAGAGAAAAAUGGCAGAUAUGGAGUAAGAAAUCUCAUGUCUAGUACUGCCAAUGUCACCAACUCCUAAUUCAUGAUCAUCUCAGUUUUCAGGUCAUUGACUCUCUUUCUUUCUUGAUGACAUUUUCUUUUUCUUGAUUGUUUUUCACUCUGUAAUUUGUUCCUCAUUUGCAAAAUUAUCACUGUUAAUUCGAGAGUCAAUGUUUUCAUUUGAAAAUGUUAUAUAUUUUGUUGGGUAGGGGUUAAUUCCCUUUCAAUAUGUACUGAAAGCCGGAAUUCUCAAGGUGUUCUUGCCUCUUCAUCAAACAAUUGCUCAAUGAUGAAGAUUCCAUUGCCAAACAUGCAAUAGGAGCUUAAGGUUAUAUAUAUAUAUAUAUGUAUAGAUAGAGAAUGGAUUACUUGGGUGAUCAAGCUGGCUUAAUCUGCAAGGCUAAGUCCAUACUUUCGUCCCUCAGUGGAAUUUUGCUAUGGGUAUCAAGGUUACAUGAGCCAUCUCCGGUACACUCCCCAAAAGAUUUUCCAACCCAUAAUUGUGAUCUCCAACUUGGUUUCAAAACCCUAAUUUAUCUGGAAGCAAGGAGCCCUCGAGAUCCAAAUCAUUUUGUUGGCAUUGUUCAUUCCUACAUGAUAUCGUCGGCGUCGUCAUCAUAUUCAUCAGGAUUACCGUCUAUUUCGCAAUCGUUGCUCCGGUCGACCUCGACUAGUACUUCUUCGUCUAAUUUGUCUUCGAUAAUGUUGGACGAUUUGAUUGGAACAGAGAGUGGAGUUUACCUGAGCUCUAAUGAAGAUGAAAUAAAAGGAUUGGAGAAAUCGGAUGGGCGAAAACAUGAUCAUAAGCCGAAUCAACGGUACCGUGCUCAUGCAGGGACAAGAUCAAAUCAUUACCCGCCUCCAAUACCUCUGCUUGCACAGACAGGUAAUUUGCCCGGUCGGAUGCCUUGGGUGUUUACCAGACAUUAUGGAGAUGGAAAGCUCAUCCUUAAAGUUGAGAGAGUGAAGCAUCAUGAGUACUUGGAAGCACACAGGGAAAAUGGCCGGCUUAUCUUAAAUCUCGUACCCCUCGACGAGUACGUCGAAAGCGAAAAGGAGAUCAAUCACGAUGAUCAGGAGCUAGAACUGGAAGAUCUCCAUGAUCAUUUUGAAGACAAAGAGACAGAUCACGAAAAGAUACAUGAUGAUCAGCAGGAAGUCGAAUUAAUCCAAUAUCAAGAACCUGAAGUUGUUUACGACGACAAUUAUACACAUGUGGAUCAUGAUGAGAUUGUCGCGGAGGAGGAUUUGAUGAUGACUUCAUUAGCUUCUUCCAUUCCUGUCAAAAUAUGGUUGGAGAAUGGGAUCGUGAUCAGUAGUAAAAGAUAUGACGAAAGUCGCAGCUUACCUAAAAGUAGUACUACUUCUACAGAAAGAAGCGAAAAUCUGCGCAAGUGCUUCACCAAUAAUGCGGAUGUUUUCAUUAAUCCAAACGCAAUGCUGAUAUCCACGAAUGCUUUCGCGCAUGCUUAGCCGGCCGGCCAGGGUUCAGCUCAUCGAUCGGCCUGAUCAUCAUCCGAUGACUAAUAGAUAUUGUGUGUGUAUAUAUACGUACGUACUUUGUUAUUUUUCUUCGAUUUAUUAUAGCUCAUCAGAGGCUUAAUUUAUAUAUAUAUAUAUAUAUAUUAAUAUUUUGAGGUUGCAAAUUGUAUUUAUUUUUAAGUUAAUUGAAUAUUGUAUUUUCAA